CUUAAUGUCCUGCGUUCUGGUGAAUUUUUCUUCAUCUUUUUAUGGUGAAACUGUCUUUUAUUUAUGUAAAGGAAAACACAAAAUUCAGAUGGCAGGUGAAAAAAUAUAAGAAUAUAAUGGAAUAUAAUGCAGUAAGGCUCUCAGGUAUUCUGUAUUGCUUUCAGAUAUUUAAUCUGUUCUCCUGUUGAUCAACUUUUCUCAUUUAAUGUGAUCUCUGCUGAGUCAACACACAUGUAGGCAGGAUGUAUCCCUCCUGUUUUGUUUGGCAAAGUAACCUCUUUAAAUGUGCAUGUGGUACCUGUUCAUGUCAAUGAUAGACCUACAUUCAUGCAUUUUAAUUCAUUUAUGAACCGCUGGAGUUGAGGUGUCAUUCAUUCUCUCUCUUGGUCUGCGACCCGGAUGUACUUACAGAUACUUUCACUUUCUGUAGAUUUGGCGGUAGAUUCAGUUCAGUAUCAGGAUGGCGCACCGUGCAGUCUUACAUGUCCUUUGUGUGUUAGGAGUCUUUCAGAAAGGUCUAACAGCUCUGAUAGAAACCCAGCACACUGUGGAGGCAGCUGUAGGAGAUAAAGCCUGCUUAAACUGUCACCUGAUACAAUCUGGAGAUGUUCUGCAAGUCACAUGGCUGAAGAUUUUACCUGAGGGGGUAAAGAAUCUUGCUUAUUGCCACAAAGACUUCGGUCAAAAAGUGAAUUCUGACUUUACAGAUAAAAUGGAGUUUAGAUAUGCUGGACUGCAGAACAGCUCCAUAGUUAUCAGGAGGGUGAUGGAGGAGGAUGAAGGGUGCUAUCGCUGUAUGUUUAACACCUUCUCUGAAGGUGCUUAUAAUGCUACAAUCUGCCUGCAGCUCUAUGAGCUGCAUGGACCCUUUCUUCACGUCAGAGAAUCAACAGUUGUGUCCUGCUCAGCCACAGCUCGACCUGCUCCCACAGUAACACUGACUGUCCCUCACUACGACUCUACCAGCGUCACCAACACCAACGGCACAGUCACUGUCACCACUACAGCUGGGCUGUCUCGUCUCCGUAGCAAAAACACACAGGUUGGAUGUGCAGUGAGAGUGCUCUCUGGUCCUCAGAUAGAGGUGUCUAUGAUGAUUCCUGAUUAUGAUUUCACUCUGAUCAUCGUGUCCGUGGUUGUGGCCUGUGUUUGUGUUUGUGUUGUUGCUGCAGUCGUCAUCACCCUGCUUAAACGGAAACACCGGAACCGUCGGUCAGACAAGGACUCUGAGGAGGAGGAGACACCACAAAAAGCAAUCAAAGACACUGAUGAGACCAAAACACCUUUAAAGAAGGAAGAGAACGAGCUGCGGCAACGGACGUCUACUGAGAAAGAUAAAAACCACGACCACCCAAAACCAUCAUCUCUGGAAGGAAGAAGAAAAUUAUCUUUUAACUCAGUUAACUAAUUAGUACCACAGAAUAACCCACAAGACUGUUAAUGCCACAACACAGAGAACAUGUCUGCACCAGUUCAUUGAUUCCAGCAGAUCAGUAGUUUUGAUUUUGAAAUAUAAUUUAGGUGAUAGUUUUAAUUCACUGUUGCAUCCAGAUG
Sebastes umbrosus (honeycomb rockfish) is the source of this 1554-nucleotide messenger RNA. RefSeq names its product OX-2 membrane glycoprotein-like. The record is from RefSeq and is a predicted model, not a curated record. NCBI's taxonomy places the organism in Eukaryota, Metazoa, Chordata, Actinopteri, Perciformes, Sebastidae. Gene Ontology annotation, molecular function: cell-cell adhesion mediator activity. The transcript has 6 exons. Bases 461 to 1408 code for a protein of 315 amino acids.